UCCACUCUUUGUGUCACAAAAGCUGGCAGCCCUGCUGCAACCAAGGCUACGUACCUGUAGACACAGACAUGUCCACACUUCCUCCAGAGUAAAAUAUCCCUCCGAGCAAGCAGAAAGCAGAUAACACUAAACUGGAAGAUCUGUCAACGCCUGUGAGGGCAGACAAGUUCUGCAGAGAGACCUCAAUAAAUCAGAGAUGUGCAAUCACCAGCCAUAUGAAGUUUAACAAGGAUUUCAGAAUUACCUGUGUCCCCAGGGACCAAGAUGGAACAGAACGAUGCUGCAAGCUUCACUUCUCCAACAGGCGAGAAAGAAUUGGAUAAGCAGGCAGAGGAGAUUUCUGUAUUCCUUGAAAAUCUUCUCAAGCAGCAACGUGUUCUGUGUUCAGAGGACAUAAAAAAUUUGCAGGUGUGCUUGCAGGAGCCAUUCAGAAGAUUGAAAGAAAAGAAUGAGAAACUUAUAAAGGAAAAAAACAGACUAUCAGAAGCAAGAGAAUUAGUCCUACAACAGGAAAAAAUCUUAAAGGACAUUAAGAUAAAACUAGACAACUUGCACAAGCACUUCAAGCGCUCUGAACUACUUGGGUCAAAAAAGUCAAAGGAGUUGCAGAUUCCAAUAGAAACCUUGGGAGCAGAAAGCAGGCAAAGGGAGGAGAAGAUGAAAAAGAAUACACAAGAUAAAAGACAAGAAAGAGAGGUCUACAACUCCCCCAGCUCUCCCACCCAGAAGAUAGCUGUGGUGAAACAGACCCAGAAAUCCAGCUACCUAAAAAACUUCUGCUUCUUUCUUGGGAACUCCGUGUGGCUGCUUGUCAGGUACCUACUGUCCUGUGUCUGCUUGUGCUUAACACUUCUCUUGGUUUAUAAUCACCUUCCUGAUCCUACCUGGGCAUACCAGCUGGACAUACUAGACAGUAUCUGCCAUCAGCCAUGGACACACUAAGCAUAGAAUAUUUUACACUCCAAGCUGGAUUUCUGUAGGUUUGCCAUAUUGCUCUGAGAAGACCAGCACUUUAAAAUAAAGCAUCCAAAAAUGCAAAAA
Molecule: messenger RNA, 1041 nt
Organism: Cyanistes caeruleus (blue tit)
Lineage: Eukaryota; Metazoa; Chordata; Aves; Passeriformes; Paridae
Source: RefSeq, a predicted model, not a curated record